Molecule: messenger RNA, 1875 nt
Organism: Acromyrmex echinatior (Panamanian leafcutter ant)
Lineage: Eukaryota; Metazoa; Arthropoda; Insecta; Hymenoptera; Formicidae
Gene: Aldh-III
Product: Aldehyde dehydrogenase type III
Biological process (GO): aldehyde metabolic process
Cellular component (GO): cytoplasm
Molecular function (GO): aldehyde dehydrogenase (NAD+) activity
Source: RefSeq, a predicted model, not a curated record
AAGUGACCUUCUCCAUAUUUCUUUCGCCCCACUUUUCUGGUACACGGAGAGAUAUUCGAGAAUCAAGAUACAGUGUACGGUAUUUGCUCUCUCGUAGUGUUUCGAAGCUUAGUAAGGAAGUUAGUAUGUAGUAGAGCGCCGAUCUUGCAACGUUAUUAUACGGAAGGCUGUGAUCUAACUAACUUUCUGUUCCGUUUAACCUUUUAUUAUCAAAUUGAACAAUUAAACGCCUAUAGAAGGUCCUGCAGUGUUUGCGAACAUGGCACAAACAAAUGAUAAACAAAUACCUAUAAAUUAUACUGAUUUAGUUCAGCAAUCACGGGAUACGUUUAACAGUGGAAAAACAAGACCGAUAGAAUGGAGAAUCAAACAAUUAAAACAGCUUACACUUAUGUUAACGGAAAAUACUUCAGAACUUACAGCAGCAUUUGCAUCAGAUUUACGUAGGAGCAAGUUCGAAUCAUUUGCGUUGGAAAUCAAUUAUACAAUCCAAGAGAUUAAAUACAUGCUGAUGAAUAUUAAAGAAUGGGCAGCAAUAGAAAAGCCGAGCAAGUCACUUGCGUACUUUUUUGAUGCAGUAGAAAUCCGGAAAGAUCCUUAUGGAGUUGUAUUAGUUAUGGGUGCAUGGAAUUAUCCCCUUCAACUAUGUAUAGUACCUAUGAUGGGCGCUAUUGCAGCUGGAAAUUGCGUGAUUGUAAAACCGUCCGAAAUUGCAAUGGCUACGUCGAAAUUUUUAUACGAUACCAUUCCGAAAUAUUUAGACACGGAUAGUUGCCGUGUAAUACUGGGAGGAAUCUCAGAAACGACAGAGCUACUCAAGCAACGUUUUGAUUAUAUUUUUUAUACUGGAUCCUCUGUGGUUGGAAAAAUCAUACGGAAAGCUGCUAAUGAGUUUCUCACACCUGUUACAUUAGAGUUGGGUGGAAAAAGUCCCGUAUACAUAGAUAACACAGUAGAUAUAUCUAUGGCAGCAAAACGCAUUUUAUGGGGUAAAUGCAUCAAUAUAGGUCAAACUUGUAUCGCACCCGAUUAUAUGUUAUGUACACCCGAGAUACAGAAAAAAUUUAUUGAGGAAGCCAAAAAGAUUUUACACGAAUGGUACGGUGAUAAUCCACGUGAGAGUCCCGAUUUGGCACGCAUUAUUUCGGACAAACAUUAUCAGCGGCUUGUCAAUUAUUUAAGUGACAAAAGCAAAAUUGCCGUUGGUGGCGACGUGAAUCCUGCAGAAAAAUUUAUUUCGCCCACAAUACUAGUUAAUGUCAAACCAACGGAUUCCAUCAUGCAAGAGGAAAUAUUUGGACCGUUAUUGCCUAUAAUAAACAUUAAUAAUGCAUACGAAGCAAUAAAUUUCAUCAACAGUCGUGAAAGCCCACUUGUACUGUACGUAUUUUCGACGAGCAAGGGGGUACAAGAUCUAAUUAUAGAUCAGGUCAGCAGCGGAUCCGUGUGUGUCAACGACACGGUAUUACAAUAUGCCGUUGAAACUCUUCCUUUUGGAGGAGUAGGUUAUUCUGGUAUAGGAGCCUACCAUGGAAAAUUUACAUUCGACACAUUCACGCAUAAGAAAGGUUGUUUGAUUCGGAAUUAUAACAAAAUUGCAGAAAUCCUGGCCAAAUCCCGUUUUCCACCCUAUUCCGAUACAAACUUGAAGUUGCUCGAACUUUUGGUCUCAAAAAGAUCUAAUUUGCCCCUUUUGAAGUAUGUACCGUAUGUACUUAUAUUCGGUCUCGGGAUGCUCGCCACAUUUGGAAUCAAAGCUGCAAUGAAGGAAUAUAAUUACACGGAAGAGAAGUAACGCCAUCGAUAUCAUGCAGCGUCUUCAAAUGCAUCCAUAGGAUACAUUUUCUAAUUUAUAUUAUAGUUAAUUGCUUUUUA